Trematosphaeria pertusa is the source of this 458-nucleotide messenger RNA. RefSeq lists its product as uncharacterized. The transcript has a single exon. The record is from RefSeq and is a predicted model, not a curated record. NCBI's taxonomy places the organism in Eukaryota, Fungi, Ascomycota, Dothideomycetes, Pleosporales, Trematosphaeriaceae. Bases 82 to 366 code for a protein of 94 amino acids.
CAUUGCACCUUGAAGAUCGUCCGGACUGGCGUUCCCUAGCAGAAUACUGGAAGUCAAUGUAACGUCUAAGACUAAACCUCUAUGUGGGCUGUCAUGCAUAUUCAAGUAUUCCCACUUGGCUUAAGCACCCAUAUUUGUUUCCUAUAUUUAACUGUCGUCCCUACUCAAAUCCGCUCUUUCCUUUUCCGGCAAUUCCAACGUUACACAACCCACCUUCACAUUCCACAACGCACAUUCCACCCAACCUCGCCUCAGCCUCCCGCAACCGACCACCUCACCUUCCGCAACCCUCCCUCACCCGCAACCAUCACUCUUCCCUCACCGUUUUCGACAGUCAGCUACAUCCAACAUGCGCAAUCCAGCUAAAGUAGCACUGCGAUCAGUCACCAUGUCCUCCGCACUACCACCGCGCCAACGCCAACACCUACGUUGGCGAAGCAAACAUCCACAUCUACAUU